Oncorhynchus masou masou (cherry salmon) is the source of this 835-nucleotide messenger RNA. RefSeq names its product cilia and flagella associated protein 107 (gene cfap107). Bases 1 to 699 code for a protein of 232 amino acids. The record is from RefSeq and is a predicted model, not a curated record. The transcript is spliced from 4 exons. Lineage: Eukaryota; Metazoa; Chordata; Actinopteri; Salmoniformes; Salmonidae.
AUGUGCAGUGCCACAUACACUAUGGGAAAUCAGGAAAAGAGUUAUGAUAAAUGGACCCAACCUGGCUGGAGAAUAGAGCAGAAGUAUGCAAACAAGGUUCUUAUUGGCAACUGGGUGGAAGAGAAGUUUCAGUUCACUCGAGAGUGUAAGACAGCCAACAGCACCAACCGUGCAGACUACCAGCCACAGUGGGACCACCGGCCAGACGUCAUCCUCAGACGAGAGGCGCUGCGGAAAGCUGAGGGCCUUCCCGCUAAGCUGCUUCUCUCCCACCAUGGCACGCUGCCCUCCCAUUACCUGGUCACCCUCUAUGAUGAGAUGUAUGGGCGCCAGGGCACCUCCACCCUGCCUCCCUUGCGCUCCUGGCAUCCAGACAGGCUGGCGUGGACGCCAGAGAAGUCUGACCACCCAAGCUUGGCACCUCCAACUAACUUUGGCCUGGUGGAGUCUAGACAGGUCCGUCUGGACCAGCAGCAGUCCCCCCUCCCUGCGCUGAGUGUGUAUAGGUCAGCGUACCAGAAGUACCCACUCAGUGCUUUCUGCCAGCCCCGCUUCGCCAGUGUGCCACGAGGCCACUCCAGUAAGCGCCAUCCUGCCAAUCGAAUCAACAAGGACAUGGAUCUGAAACAACGGCCCUGCAGACAGGUCCCAGACAACUCAGUCUCCGCCAGCCUCCUCCCUCCCCUGUCUGUUGUGUAGACACAGAGCUCGGGCCCUGAGAUGGCGCCUCACACGCUGUUUCAAUACUCCGUGCUCCAAGGCAUGAAAAUUUAAAUGAAGCAGAACAUAUGGGAUAUCAAAAUAUGUAGAAAAUUAAACAGGAGUCUCAUUAUAA